AUGCCGUGCAAAUGCUGUGUACCUCGAUGCCGCGGUAACUACACGGGGGACACGAAGGUGCACGUCUUCAAGUUCCCGAGAGACCAAGCUCUGAGGAACGCUUGGAUUCGUGCUGUGCCACGGGAAAACCUCACGGUCACCGAAAAUUCCAGGGUAUGCGAACUUCAUUUCAUGGACGAGGACAUUAUUCGAGUCGCGACGCAUACAGAUCAAGCAACUGGCCGCGUAAUGACAGUGCCUCUAGCUCAUGUGCGCCUUCGCCCAGACGCUGUACCGUCGAAGUUCCCGAAUUGUCCGAGCUACAUGUCCAGAAAGACCGCGAGAAGGGAAGAUCCUGACUCCAAGCGCGCGCGCAUAGAGAAUGCAGCCCUCCAGAAAGCCAUCGCUGAAUCCAACGAGGCGUUUAUCAGAGCACGCGAGGAGGAUAAAGUCAACAGUUUGAGCGAACUUGCCAACCACUUGAGGAGCCAAGGGAUGAAGUUCUGGGAUGUAAUCGAAAGAAAUGAAAGGCUUCUUCUCAUUCACAUCGUCGACGAUGAAGCGCCGUGGUUGAAAUACUCUGUUUGCGUGAAAGGAGACUUGAGCGUUACAGUACACGUCAUGAAAACAGCCGUAAAAAAGCUAGGCGCAAAUCUCUGCGUUCCCAAUAUCGCUAACAGUAAAAGGGGUAUGGUGGAACUCCUGGAAGGCAUCGAGAAGUGGGACGGUGACCUGAUGUACAACUCAGUCGCGGAAAUUUGCGAGGCGGUACUGCUAGAUCAGCUUUGCACGUCCCAAGCAGAAGACGACGCCAACUGUAUUCAAUUUCUGAAGGAGCAAGUCACCUUGCACCUAUCGAAAAAACAGCGCAGGCGCUACUCUGCUGAUUUCAUGAUGUUCUGCUGCAUUCUUUUCACUAUAUCGCCCCAUGCGUACGCGUUCAUGCGCAGCCAUGGAAGCAUCACCUUGCCGCAUCCUAUGACAAUCAGAUCAGUGUGCUCGUCUUAUGGCAUGAGUCCUCAACAAGAGCAUCAGAGCGAAACAUUCCUCAGCUAUAUGGCAAAAAGAAUUUCUGACCUGAAAGAUGACCAGCGCUUUGUCACAGUUAUGGUAGAUGAAAUACAUAUAAAACCAUACUUUGACUACAAAGGGGGUAAUAUUACCGGCGUCGCGCUCAAUAGAAAUGAAGCUGCUAACUGUGCGCUCGUUUUCAUGGUGCGCAGCCUGACGUGUAAAUUCAAAGAAGUUGCGCACAUCGUGCCAGUGCACCGAGUAGAGGCGGAGUUCCUGCAAAACACGCUUAAAGAAGUGGUUUGCGGGCUGGAAAAGAUUGGGUACCGGGUUAUGUGCGUCGUCAGCGACAACAACUCUGUCAACAGGAAAGCGAUGUCCCUCUUCGAAUCACCUCCUCGUAACAGAAUUGUGUACCAACAUCCAUCAGACCCUUCAAGGCCGCUGUUCUUCGUUAUAGACCCAGUCCACAUUCUAAAAUGCAUACGAAAUAACUGGAUCAAUCAGAAGAAUGACCAAGUUUGUUUCUACUUCCCGGAGAUCCAAGGAGACACGCCACAAUCAGAGCGAAUGCAAACAGCGUCAUUUGCGACAAUCAGGGACCUUCACAGCAAAGAGUGUGACCAGCUGUUGAAAUAUGGCUAUGGACUGUCGAGAAAAGCCCUCUACCCUUCGAAUCUUGAAAGGCAGGACAGGCGAAGUAGGACGGGCGCAUCCCAGCGCCCCGAGGUGCGGCAAGCUCGUCAGCAGCCCUUGCACGCCACGGGAGCGCCAGUCCAGUGA
This is a messenger RNA of Rhipicephalus sanguineus (brown dog tick), 1773 nucleotides long. RefSeq lists its product as uncharacterized. The record is from RefSeq and is a predicted model, not a curated record. NCBI's taxonomy places the organism in Eukaryota, Metazoa, Arthropoda, Arachnida, Ixodida, Ixodidae.